Messenger RNA from Selaginella moellendorffii, 2011 nucleotides. Its product is annotated as methylcrotonoyl-CoA carboxylase beta chain, mitochondrial. Bases 69 to 1934 code for a protein of 621 amino acids. Gene Ontology annotation, biological process: L-leucine catabolic process. The transcript is spliced from 10 exons. Gene Ontology annotation, cellular component: mitochondrion; methylcrotonoyl-CoA carboxylase complex. The record is from RefSeq and is a predicted model, not a curated record. Gene Ontology annotation, molecular function: methylcrotonoyl-CoA carboxylase activity. NCBI's taxonomy places the organism in Eukaryota, Viridiplantae, Streptophyta, Lycopodiopsida, Selaginellales, Selaginellaceae.
GGCGCAUAUUCUUCUAGAUCCGUUUUGAUCUUCACGAGUAUUUCUUCGCCCUACGCAUCUAUCUCUCCAUGGCGCACAGGCAUCGCGUCGCGAGGCUGCUGCGAUGGAAAUGGCGGCGCGCUGGACCUGCGAUGGCUCUUGUAAGUCACUGCCAGGAAUCCUCCAGCUCGUGGAUUGGAUUGCGGGAGUUUUGGCUCGGGAGGAUUGGCCACGGAUCGCGAUUUCCAUCUCUUUCUCCAUCGAGGGGCUAUUCCAUGGCUUCUGCGUCCACACAACCGCAAGAGAGUGAGAAUGUGAUGGCCGUGGACAUGGGGCUAAACAUUCUCAAGGACGGCGUGGAUGUCAAGAGCGAUGCUUUCCACGCAAAUCGCAAGGCUAUGGAAAGACUCGUCUCCGAGCUUCGUGAGAAUGUCCGCAAGGUUUGCAAUGACAGGGACCCGAAGACUCUCAGCCGCCAUAGAGCAAGAAACAAGCUCCUGCCGCGAGAAAGAAUCGACCAACUUUUGGAUGCUGGAUCGCCUUUCAUCGAAUUGUCCCAGCUAGCGGGAUUCGACAUGUAUGACGAGCAAGUUCCUUCUGGAGGGAUUGUCACAGGGAUUGGAUCGAUCCACGGCCGGCUGUGUAUGCUCGUCGCCAAUGAUCCAACAGUAAAAGGUGGAACUUACUAUCCUAUCACGGUAAAGAAGCACCUUCGAGCUCAAGAGAUCGCAGCUCAAUGCAGCCUCCCUUGUAUAUAUCUUGUGGACAGUGGAGGCGCAAAUCUCCCCCGGCAAGCCGACGUUUUCCCGGAUAGAGAUCACUUUGGCAGGAUUUUCUACAACCAAGCGCGGAUGUCCGAGGCUGGAAUACCUCAGAUAGCGCUUGUUCUGGGCUCGUGUACAGCAGGUGGUGCUUACGUUCCAGCCAUGGCCGAUGAGAGUGUCAUUGUGAAAGAAAAUGGGACGAUUUUUCUUGCUGGACCUCCCCUUGUCAAGGCUGCGACCGGAGAGGAAGUCACUGCUGAAAAUCUCGGAGGAGCCGAUUUGCACUGUAAAGUAUCAGGAGUAGCCGACCACUUUGCGAAAGAUGAGCUGCAUGCUCUUGGAAUUGGUCGAAAGAUUGUCCGGAAUUUACAUCUUGCUGCGUCAACUCCCAACGUAAAGCUGGACGAAGACGCUGUCGUAAGGGAACCAUUGUAUGAUCCUUCUGAAUUGCAUGGCAUCAUUCCAGAGGAUUUGAGGCAGUCUUAUGAUAUUCGCUCCGUCAUUGCUCGAAUUGUGGACGGAAGUGAGUUUCACGAGUUCAAGAAGCUAUAUGGAAGUACGCUGGUCACAGGAUUUGCAAAGAUUCAUGGACAGUCCGUUGGGAUUCUGGGAAACAAUGGAAUUCUUUUCACUGAGUCAGCCUUGAAAGGUGCUCACUUCAUUCAGCUCUGUGCUCAACGCCACAUUCCGCUACUAUUUCUUCAGAAUAUCACUGGCUUCAUGGUGGGAUCCAAAUCCGAGGCUAGUGGUAUUGCCAAAGCGGGUGCCAAAAUGGUCAUGGCUGUUGCUUGUGCCAAGGUGCCCAAGAUUACUGUGAUAGUCGGAGGGAGCUACGGCGCCGGGAACUAUGGAAUGUGCGGACGUGCUUACAGUCCCAACUUCCUUUUUCUGUGGCCAAACGCUAGGAUCUCGGUCAUGGGAGGCAGCCAGGCAGCAGGAGUUCUCGUGCAGAUUGAGAAGGAGCAACGCUCCAGGAAAGGAAAUCCAUGGAGCAAGGAAGAGGAGGAGCUGUUUAAAUCCAAGACUGUAGAGUCUUAUGAGCGAGAGGCCAAUCCUUAUUAUGCUACUGCCAGGCUUUGGGACGAUGGCGUGAUUGAUCCUGCGGACACGAGACAAGUUGUAGGACUGUGUCUCAAGGCCGCAUCUCAAAGCUCUCCACAAACUUCGAAGUACGGAGUUUUUCGGAUGUAACUACAGAAGAUUGGAUCUAACAAGAUCUGCAAGAUGAAUACUAUUUUAUAGUCCUCAACUUUACUUAUUCAUUCUUA